AUGAUAACAGAGGAGGACCUGAUAAUCGAAGGGUCUAUGACAACAGUGGAGGUUAUGAAAAUCGAGGAGAAUAUGAAGGCCGAGGAGGAUAUGAAGAUCGAGGCUAUGAAAAUCGAGGAGGAUAUAGAGGUUGAGGAGGAUAUGAAGGUCGAGGAGGAUAUGAAGGUCGAGGAGGAUAUGAAGGUUGAGGAGGAUAUGAAGGUCGAGGAGGAUAUGAAGGUCGAGGAGGGUAUGAAAAUCGAGG
Paraglomus brasilianum is the source of this 244-nucleotide messenger RNA. NCBI's taxonomy places the organism in Eukaryota, Fungi, Glomeromycota, Glomeromycetes, Paraglomerales, Paraglomeraceae. The record is from the annotation of a GenBank genome assembly.